AUGGCGAACCUGACGGCGGCGGAUGGCCUUCCGCCCCUUCCGCCGUACACCCUGACCCCCCGUGCGCCGCUGGUCCCUCCCAUCCCCGACAACAUCGCCGUGCUCAUUCUGCCCGUCAUCGCCUACUGGGUGGUCUCCAUGCUCUUCCACUGGAUCGAUGUCAACGACUACUUUGCCCAGUACCGCCUCCACACCCCCGAAGAGCUCCUCAAGCGCAACCACGUCACCCGCUGGGAGGUCGUCCGAGAUGUUAUCGUGCAGCAGAUCAUCCAGACCGCCGUCGGCUUGGCCAUGGCGUACAUUGACGGGACCGAGUACACGGGCAAGGAGGACUACGAGGUGGCUGUCUGGGCACGCCGCGUGAGACUGGCACAGAGGGCCCUGCCACGGCUCCUGGUGCUCCUCGGCGUGAAUCCGGCUGGUCUAGCUGGCAAGCUGUCCGCCUAUCCUGCCCUGGCAGCUGCCAUCUCCGGCGGCCAAUACUCCUUUCUUACGCAGAAGAUCGUGUCCGACACGGGGAGCGUCGUCGUGGCACCGGCAUUUGCCAGGUGGGAGCUCGUCGUGGCCGGCGCGAUAUAUUGGUAUCUCGUCCCAGCCGGCCAGUUCCUUUUUGGCGUGUUCUUUGUGGAUACUUGGCAGUACUUCUUGCAUCGUGCGAUGCACAUGAACAAGUGGCUUUACACGACAUUCCAUUCCCGGCACCACCGUCUUUAUGUCCCUUAUGCCUUUGGUGCCCUGUACAAUCAUCCCGUUGAGGGCUUCUUGCUAGAUACCGCAGGCACCGGCCUUGCGUUUCUAAUCUCCAGAAUGAACUCGCGCCAAGGGAUGUGGUUCUUUACCUGCUCAACCAUCAAAACCAUUGACGACCAUUGUGGCUACGCCUUUCCGUUCGAUCCUCUGCAGCACAUCACCUCCAACAACGCCGCAUACCAUGACAUCCACCAUCAAAGUUGGGGCAUCAAGACCAACUUUUCUCAGCCGUUCUUCACUUUCUGGGAUCGGCUGCUGAACACAAAAUGGACCGGCGGGGAUGUCACCCUCCGCUACGAACGAUCCCGUGUAGCCGCCCAGCGACUAGUCGAUGCGGACAAAGUCAAGGAGGAACCCGUGAUGGCCGAGCCCAAAGCAGCGGCAAGGGACGAGGACGAGGCUACCUCACGCAGUAUCCUUGCCAAAAGUGUAUGCAAAAAGACGGCUCCAUUUUCGUCGCGGCGGAAACGCUAA
This is a messenger RNA of Uncinocarpus reesii 1704, 1224 nucleotides long. RefSeq lists its product as uncharacterized. The transcript is spliced from 2 exons. Gene Ontology annotation, biological process: lipid biosynthetic process. Bases 1 to 1224 code for a protein of 407 amino acids. NCBI's taxonomy places the organism in Eukaryota, Fungi, Ascomycota, Eurotiomycetes, Onygenales, Onygenaceae. The record is from RefSeq and is a predicted model, not a curated record. Gene Ontology annotation, molecular function: oxidoreductase activity; iron ion binding.